Molecule: messenger RNA, 714 nt
Organism: Paramuricea clavata
Lineage: Eukaryota; Metazoa; Cnidaria; Anthozoa; Malacalcyonacea; Plexauridae
Source: the annotation of a GenBank genome assembly
AUGAUAUUGGUACCGGAAAAUAAUUUGGAUAAUUACUUACGUCAACAACGCUUAACGACCCCGCCGACUGUGACAAAAAUGGCACAAUUAGAUGGUGAAAUGAAAACUGUUUUAGACAGGGAUGACACUUCCCAGGAUGAAAAAGCAAAGCUCUACAGUCAAAUAUUAGAGAACUAUCUUCAUUUCAAAGGGAAGCGAAAUGUGGAAAACACCGAACCAAUCCCUGUGCAAUUGUCGGAAGAAACAAAAAAGGGAACAAAAGUCAUUAGAACCACAACGCCGGACAAUGUUGAAAGACAAAGUGUGGGGGAUAUUAUUGAAGUAUUACCGAAAAAGUUGCAACAAAAGGCUAAAAUCCUUUUAAGACGUAUUCAAGAUAAUUCGAAAAUUUUAGAUUGGAAUGAUCGGGGCGAACUAAAAUACGGUGGAGAAACUUUGCCCAACACAAAUAUCACUAAUCUUUUAGGCGACUCGCUUAAAUACAAAAAAAAUAAUAAGCCGAAGGGAUACGAAAUUUUUACAAAAGCCUUGAGUGAAAUGAAUCUCCCAGAGGAACUAAUACGAAACCCGGAAAGACUUCAACUUUUUAAAACUUACGUGUACGAAAAAACCCCAGAUAGAGGAAAAAUUCGUAAAUCACUACAAGAUGACAUACCGGGCCCUUCACCGACUAAGAAAAGAGCUAAAAAAUUACAGUGGCAAACAAAUUUUUAA